This is a messenger RNA of Amblyraja radiata (thorny skate), 3541 nucleotides long. Its product is annotated as aminopeptidase Q-like. Gene Ontology annotation, cellular component: membrane; cytoplasm. Gene Ontology annotation, molecular function: zinc ion binding; metalloaminopeptidase activity; peptide binding. The record is from RefSeq and is a predicted model, not a curated record. The transcript is spliced from 19 exons. Gene Ontology annotation, biological process: peptide catabolic process; proteolysis. Bases 95 to 2716 code for a protein of 873 amino acids. Lineage: Eukaryota; Metazoa; Chordata; Chondrichthyes; Rajiformes; Rajidae.
AUUGCCCCGAGUGGUUUCAGAUUUCAUUCCUCAGCCUCAUCACGGAAAUGUGACAACUCAACAAAAUUCCCAUCUAAAGGAACCGGCACCAAAAAUGAGACCAACAUCCACCUCUGGGUUCUACCUCAGCAGGAAGACAGUGGUGCUAUGUAGCUUCCUCGUCCUAGUUUUACUGGUGGUUUGCACGGUUUUGGCCAUUUUCUAUGGCAAGCUAAUUGCUGAGAAUACGGGCAUCUUCUCGCCGACCUGGGAGCCUCCCAGCACCGACUGGGAGACGGCGGCCCCGGGUCGCCAGGGUCCCUGGAACAACUCCCGCUUACCAAACAGUCUUAUCGCCAGGAACUACCAGCUGGAGCUGUGGCCGCGCUCGCUCUCCGGGCUGGAGCGACCCAGCCACUUCUUCGGCCAAGUUAACGUGACGGUGACUUGCAUCAAGGAGACCGAGGUCAUCCUGUUGCACAGCCAUGAGCUCCGCUACACUGGGGUGGCCAUCGCCGCCCUGCUCUCUCCGGCCAUCCGCUGCACUUGGUUUGCAGUUGAGAACGAUUAUCUGGUGAUUGAACUGAACGAGAAGCUGAUAACAGGGAUGGACUACAUCAUUCAGGCCAACUACAGCGGGAAGCUGGAUGAGUUGUUAACGGGACUUUUCAUCACCAACUACACGGAGUGGGGUGUCAACAAAACCGUCAUUGCAUCACAGAUGGAACCGGUAUAUGCUCGAUCAGUUUUCCCAUGUUUUGAUGAACCUGCUAUGAAGGCAACCUUUGACAUCAGACUAGUGCACCGUCCCCAGUUUGUGGCACUCUCUAACAUGCCAGCAAUCUAUUUUUCUGAAAGACUGGAAAAGAAUGGUAUAUGGAAAGUUACAACAUUUAACACCUCCGUGAAGAUGUCCACCUAUUUAGUUGCUUUCGUUAUUAGCGACUUUGGUUGCGUUAACACAACUUCUAAUGGCGUAGAGAUUCGCGUUUGGGCAGAUAAACAAGCCAUAUCAAAAGGUGAAGCUCAAUAUGCAAUAAAUGUAUUGGGGCCAAUUCUCUCAUUCUUUGAGGAAUAUUUUAAUGUGAGUUAUCCAUUAUCCAAACUAGAUGUUGUAGCACUACCUGAGUUUGAAUGGAGUGCAAUGGAAAAUUGGGGUCUGCUGACUUUCAGAAAGGAUAUGCUGCUUCAUCAUCCGAAUGAAUUCAUUGAAGAUAUGUUAGAAACGUCUCUAGUUAUUGCACAUGAGCUGGCACACCAGUGGUUCGGAAACCUGGUUACUAUGCACUGGUGGAAUGAUCUGUGGCUCAAUGAAGGACUUGCAAGAUACUUUGAAAUCAUAGGGGCUUCUGUUGUGUUCCCAUCAGCAGCAAACGAGAACAUAAUAUUUACUGAAGAAUUUUAUAACUUGCGCCCUGUGGCUGAGAAGGAAAGGUAUAUAAGAACACCAGACGAAAUCAGACUAAUGUUCAGCAGCGUUACUUACAACAAGGGUGCGAAUGUUAUCGCCAUAGCUUCCCGUAUUAUGACAAAGGAGCUACUUGCAAAAGGACUCCGGUCAUACCUCAAGACAUUUUCUUAUUCAAAUACUGUGACCGAUGAUAUGUGGAAUCAUUUGCAGAUGGCUAUUGAUAGUCAAGAUGCAAUUAAACUACCAGCAUCAGUGAAAUCCAUCCUGGACACAUGGGCAAAGCAGGAAGGAUUUCCAUUAAUAACAGUUAACACAACAAGUGGCAUCAUAACACAGGAGGAAAGCUUUGACAAGGAAUUCGAAAACAUCAUGUUAAAUAACUCAUGGUUUAUUCCAGUUUACUGGACGAAGAAUGGGUCUAAACAACCAGUUAUUUGGCUUGAGGAAAAAUAUAAAACAAUUCCUGAAGUGAAAUGUACUACUGAUGAAGAAUGGGUCCUGCUAAAUAUCAAUAUAUCUGCCUUCUAUAGAGUUAACUAUGAUGAUUCCAAUUGGCAUCGGCUCAUUCUACAAUUAAAUAAUGACCCAUCUGUAAUUCCAGUUAUUAACAGAGCACAGAUGAUCAGUGAUGCAUUUCAUCUUGCACGGGUUGGACAUGUUGACGUUGAAAUUGCAUUGGAGAUGACUGUGUAUCUUGCAAAGGAAAAGGAAAAACUAGUAUGGCGCAGCGCCAUGGUACAUUUAAAACAUAUUGAAGUUAUGUUAACGACAACCUCAUCAUAUGGGCUUUAUAAGAAAUUCUUCUUUGACCGAGUUGUUCCAUUUUAUCAUUAUCAGAUGUCAUUAAUCAAUCAUGAUUUCAAUAAUAUGAAUAACGAUGACAUUAAUAUAUCAUUGUUUGUUUUAACUAUAGAAACAGUGUGCCGACUUAACCUAAAAGAUUGUCUGGAUCGAGCAACAAGCCUCUUUUCGCAGUUUAUGAGUAAUCCAGCUGUUAAUACAAUUCCACAUCGUCUCAGAGAAGUCAUCUACUGUGGGGCUAUUAAAGCCGGCACCAUCAUAGAAUGGGAUUUUGCAUUUUCAAUUUAUCAGAUGCAUACGUCCAUAUCAGAUGAUCUAAAUCUACUGAGCGCUAUGGCUUGUACCACAGAUCCAUGGAUGCUAACCAGAUAUUUACACUAUACUAUUGACAAGUCAAAGAUCUCUAAGGGUCAUUCUUGGAGAGUUUUUGAACAUGUUGCAAAGUAUCCCAUUGGUUGGAUUUUAGCGUGGAACUUCAUACGAGCAAACUGGAAAUUGUAUCAAUCUCCCUUGAGCUAUUUCUGAACAACACCGCUAAAGGUCAUGAAUGGUCAACAUUACUUCGAGACAACAAUGAGGAAUUACAAAAGAAAUUGAAAUGGAAGGAGAAAAAUAAUUCUAAAAUUUACAACUGGUUGAGUAGAAAUAUAGGUUAAAGCCGGUUAAAGGAAAAUGUUUUUAAAAAGUGCUCAAAAAUUGAAUAGACUGUAAUAUUAUACUAUAAUAUUAAUUCUUACCUGUUUAGCUUACCCUCACAUCUUGGGUUUAAAGGCUAUGCCUUGACUUUCUUCCCACAAACAAAUGUAUUGAAUGUUUCUAUAUUCCUGGGUAUUUAAUCAUCACCCUAAUUAAUUAUAUAUCAGGCUUUAAUAUUGUUAAUUCCAUUCACAUUCUAGAACAUUUCUCUCAUUGCCACAUUUUCAAAGAAAGUCAGCCCAAUUUCGCAAACUUUGAAUGUUAGCAUGGAAUUUUCAUUUUUAUUCAACUGUUAACUUCGUAAAAGAUAUACAUUCUUUGUACAAUUGUGGGGGGGAGGGAAACUGCACCCACUUCUUAAAAUUUAGUUUAACAAAUGCUUUACGCACCAACAAAAUGACCUAUUUCGAAUGCAUGCUCCCGUUCUGCUAAUGUAAUCUAGUAUCUCAGUUUGCUUGUUAUACAUCAUGGUUUUUAGAUUUUUCCACCGUAAUCUCCAAAUCUCUGCUAAUCGAAUUUAUUCGGGUUAAUCUAAGGUCUAGAAAUUAAAAAAGAGGCUAUUUGUGUACAAUUGUUUAAUAUUGAGCCAUCUUACACCUGUUCUUUAUUCCUACAAACCAUUUAAAGAUGAAUAAUAAAUUAUAUUUACUAAUG